Molecule: messenger RNA, 609 nt
Organism: Phytophthora sojae
Lineage: Eukaryota; Oomycota; Peronosporomycetes; Peronosporales; Peronosporaceae
Exons: 2
Coding region: 1-609 (202 amino acids)
Cellular component (GO): cytoplasm
Molecular function (GO): electron-transferring-flavoprotein dehydrogenase activity; flavin adenine dinucleotide binding
Source: RefSeq, a predicted model, not a curated record
AUGACCCGCGUCGUUAUCAUCGGAGGCGGAGCGGCCGGCAUCAACACGGCGCAAGCUCUGGCCAAGAACCUCACGGAGGCGGACGACACCGAGGUCGUCGUCCUCGAGAAGAACUCCUUCUUCUACCACGUCGUCGGCGCCCCGCGUGCCUACGUGGACGCCGACUACACCGACAAGAUGUUCAUCCCGUACGACAACGCCAUCCCCAAACACUCCGCCAAGUUCGUGCGCAUCGUGCGCGGCGUGGCCACGCGCAUCUCGGCCGAGACGAACCAGGUGUCGUACCACGCGAUCGGCAGCGACGACCGGCAGAGCGAGGCGACGGAGACGCUGCAGUUCGACUACCUGGUGCUGGCCACGGGCAGCUCGUACUCGGUGCCGAUCAAGCCGGACAACCGAGACUUCGCUAGGUUGGCCACGGAAGCCAAGCUGCAGGAGGAGCCGCCAGUUGCCGCGAUGAUCUUGCCCCUGGGUCCGUGCGGAGGCGUAUCACAGCUGCCCGUGUGGGGAGGUGUCGUGUUCGGGGACUGGGUCACCUGGAUGAUCAAGUCGAGAGACUACUUCGCUGGGUACAUCUGGUCCAGCAUCGGUGCGACCGUCCCGAAGUAA